Molecule: messenger RNA, 2538 nt
Organism: Anopheles arabiensis
Lineage: Eukaryota; Metazoa; Arthropoda; Insecta; Diptera; Culicidae
Gene: drn
Product: AN1-type zinc finger protein 6
Exons: 7
Coding region: 1301-2428 (375 amino acids)
Molecular function (GO): zinc ion binding; DNA binding
Source: RefSeq, a predicted model, not a curated record
UGUAGCCGUCAGUACGAGCCAAGUUGUGAAAUCGUUCGGAUCGUUCGGGAAGAACGCAAACGCUGCAGUGCCCGUCCGUUGCGUUGGUCGCAGUUUUUUCUGGCUUUGAGUUGCCUUCGUGUGUGUGUGUGUGUGCGAGUGUGGUGUGGUGUGCGCCCUGUGUUCAACCUUGGAUGCACCAGUGGAAUAGGUGUGCUUAGAAGGCAACCGCCCCCUUCUUCCUCCUCAAUCGUCAUCGCUCAAGAGAGCCAACGCAGAUUUUGUUUUCUGCCGUCGUCUUCGCCGUCGUACCUAGGAGUGUGUGGCUGUGCCAUCAGGCAAAUUGAUGGUAAUAAAACGACCUUCCGCUGCAGCAUCAUCAGUUGAAGAACGAGAGAUGAUCGCCUAUGCUUACAUCCAAAAACAACCAAUUCAACGUGACACGACCAAACUCGAGACUUAACACUUUCGUCAAUAUCCCUCGGAUACUGUAAGGCAUCAAUCAACCUUCGGUAGAAAGAAGGCACAUCAGCCUACUCAAAGAGUAAAAAAAGAAAAGAAAAAGGUUGCCAACCAACGGCCAAACAAGUUAUACUGUGCUCUCCACAAGGAAGUGUGGAAGAAACAUCGCUUUCUUCUAUGUUUUCUACCGCGAGGAAGGAUCAACAACGGAGCAGCCACCGUCGUCGCAUACAUCUGUAGUAGCUGCAACGACAAGGAAAAACAAAUCCUCGUUCGUCGACUGGACACACGAACAUCGUGCGCGAGAUCUGUAUUUUUAGUGCGGUUCAUUCAUUUUUCGGCUUGUGUCUUCUUAGUGUCGAGGGGCGCGCAGGCGGUGUUGUAAAUCGAUCGAAUCGAAAUCCAUCAGUAGCAAUAAUAACGAAGUGUGUAUAUUGGACUGUAGAAGCUUACUAAACGGACUGAUCCCCACUACAGCACAGUAGCAGUAGCAGCAGGAAAGCAUUCUCUCGUAUACACUGUACGCAAUCUAUUGGGAGAGUCCUGUUACAUCCAAGUAACCAUUUCACAGCGAGUGAAAGGAAAUUAAUAGUGAACAAAUCUUGCUUGAAGAGGAGAGAGGAGCAGUGCUGUGCUUGUGGAUGCGUGUAUCGUUGCUCAAAACCCCGUGUGUGCGUGCACUGUGUUGAGGUCAAAAUUGCGCCUUCAAUCAUUAGCGAACGACGGAGGAGUAGCUGCUAGCCGGAGUGGUACUGGAUUACACAUACACCGUAAAACAACCGUGUGCGUGUGUGUGUGUGUGAGUGUGUGAAGAGCCGAGGGCGAGAGCUUAGAGCAGUUGGUGAGUGGACAGGGGAGGAUGGAGCGCGAAUCAAAUGCAAUGCAGCCGAUGUGUAGAUCUGGAUGUGGUUUCUACGGUAAUCCGGCACAGGAUGGAUUAUGUUCAGUUUGCUACAAAGACGUGCUCAGAAAGAAGCAACAGCCACCGGUUAGCAGUACGCCUUCCAGCAACAAUGCACCUCAAGCACCUCCAUCUGGCCAGUCGGUAACAGCGUCCUCAGUUAGCAUCCGUCCUGUCGUGACGCCGCAAAGCUUCGCCAGCAGCAUCGCUAGCAGCAACACAACAACCACAUCAGCCUCCUCUGCAUCAGCGUCGGCCGCGUCACCAUCGGCGUCGUCCUGUGCCGCUUCCGCCAACAAUCCGGUAGUGUCCGCUACCUACACAGCACAACCGACCGUGCAUAGUGCCCUGUUCUGCUCGGACAAGGAUGAUGAAUGUUUACCCGAAGAAAAGUGUCAUACAAUUGCCUUUGGCGAUAGCGUGUCCGAAGAGGAAGAAGAGCAGGAGGAUGAGAAUGAUGACGAAGAAGAAGAAGAAAUAGUUUGUUACGAUAUUGAUCUGAUUGAUGAUUCUGAUCCGAUUGAUAACGUGCUUCACCUUGCCAAGCAGCAGGAAGUGACCCACGAUAACGAACAACAGCUGGUCGUUAUUAUAGAAAACCUAAGCGAUGAAGACGAUGACUCAGUGUCGCUUGGUCAUUUUAAUGUUUCGUUUGAUUAUGAAUCAAAAUCAUUUGAAGAUUCUGCAAGUAGCUCCACUCCUCGUGUAAUGAAAUCAAAAAGUUUGGAGGCUGAGAAAGUAUCCAAUCUUGGCGGCCCAGCUCGUAGUCAGACGAACGCUAAAAAACGGAAAAUUAGCGCUGAUGACAGCGGUAGCCAUGGUGGACAUAGUAAUAACAGUUCCAUAGCCGAUAACGAAGACAAAGAUGGUGAUAAGGAAGAUGCCAAGAAAAAGAAGAACCGUUGUGCAACUUGCCGCAAGAAAGUAGGAUUAACCGGAUUCGAGUGCCGGUGCGGAGGACUGUUCUGCGCGAUACAUCGAUACAGUGACAAGCACGAAUGUUCGUUCGAUUACCGAGAACUCGGUGCUGCAGAAAUUAGGCGUAACAAUCCCGUCGUGGUUGGCGAAAAGAUUCAGAAAAUUUGAACACCCUUCGUGCCAUCGUAUCGUAAUAGUUCUUCACACACUGUGCAGCAGCUUCGUCAAGCGGCAGCGGCACCGGUCACCAGCAUCGUUACAGUCACUCCACCACCACU